Penicillium olsonii is the source of this 1647-nucleotide messenger RNA. The record is from the annotation of a GenBank genome assembly. Lineage: Eukaryota; Fungi; Ascomycota; Eurotiomycetes; Eurotiales; Aspergillaceae.
AUGUCAACCCACGAUCCUGAAGCCCCGGAAAGCCCGAGGCUAAGCAACGCCGCCCGUGUCGCCGAGGGGCAAAAGCCACCAAACUGGGUCCCAAUUAAGGAACAGCAUGGUUAUACUCCACGAAAAAUCAGAAUGAUCUGUGUCGGUGCCGGUCUCUCCGGACUGACGUUGGCGCAUAUGAUCAAGUAUGAAAUGAAGGAUAAUGAAUUCCUGGAUUAUACAAUUUACGACAAGAAUGCGGAGAUUGGCGGGGUUUGGUUUGAGAAUAAGUACCCCGGUGUUGCCUGUGAUCUCGCCGCCCAUACAUAUUGUUUUCGAUUUGAGCCCAACCCAAAUUGGUCUCAUUUUUAUGUCCCAGGUGCGGAAAUCUAUGAGUACAUCCAAAGGACUGUACGGAAGUGGGGCCUCGACGACCAUGUUGAGUUGAACUCCAAGGUUAUUGAGUCCAAAUGGGACGAAGAAGCAGGGAAAUGGAAGGUGAAAAUUGACCAGAAUGGGACAAUCAAAGAAGACGAAGCGGAAAUUCUAGUCAACGGCAUGGGCCUGGUGAAGGAUGAAAGUUAUGACUGGAAAGGGAAGCGCGUGGCCGUGAUUGGGAAUGGCUCAGCGGGCACACAGGUCGUGGCUACAAUGCAUUGCGAGACAUCGAAGCUGGUCAACUACGUUCGCAGUCCAACAUGGUUGACCCCCAAUAUCAAUGGGGAAAUGACUCGAGAUGGGUCAAACUUCGCCUACACUCCCGAAGAACAGGAGCGAUUCAGAAAUGACCCAAAGGCCUUCUUUGACCUACGCAAGGAGUUGGAAACCCAUGUCAAUGGCGGUGCAUAUGCCACGCUCAAGGAGCAUCCUUUGCAAGAUUUGAUGAGAGGAGAGUCCAAGAAAAUCAUGGAAGAAAGAUUGAAAACUCUUGAUCCAUCUAUUGCUGCUCGAAUCAUUCCGGAUUUUCCUGUCGGCUGUCGUCGACUCACGCCCGAAGUUGGCUACCUGAAAUCCUUCAAUGACGAAAACACAGAGAUGUGUUGGGACGAGAUUGAGCGGAUCACCGAGACUGGGAUUCGAACGAAGAAGGGCGAAGAGGAAUUUGACAUGAUUGUCUGUGCGACGGGCUAUAACACAUCUGCUCGACCACAUUGGAAGCAUAUCGGGAGAAAUGGCCGAAUCCUCACUGGAGAUCUGGAAGGUUUCUUCUCGGUUCAAAUCAACGACAUGCCGAACUAUUUCAUGGUUGGAGGCCCCAAUUUCCCCGUCUCACACGGGACUGUGUAUACUGCCCUUGUCUUUGCGUGCCAAUAUGCAUUGAAAUGGACCCGGAAAAUCGCCACGGAGGAUAUCAAAUCUCUCGAUGUCCGAAAAGAGUCGGUGGACGACUACAACGUUUGGUCUCAGGAGUACCUAAAGCGCACUGCAUUUUCUGGAAAAUGUUCAAGCUGGUACAAGAACGGAAAGUCUAGAGGCUUCGUGAAUGCCUAUGCGGGAUCAAUGAGCCACUUCCGGAAGUCACUGGAAAGGAUUGGUGGCGAGCAUUUCAAUAUCCAGUACAACUCGGCAAACCGAUUCUCCUAUCUGGGCAAUGGGCAAAUGAAGGAGGAAGACAAUGGGUUUGGCGAUUUGUCUGACUACUUCGUGCAAGGUGUCUGGGGCCCGUGA